Pseudovirgaria hyperparasitica is the source of this 754-nucleotide messenger RNA. RefSeq lists its product as uncharacterized. The coding region runs from base 323 to 742 and encodes 139 amino acids. The record is from RefSeq and is a predicted model, not a curated record. The transcript has 4 exons. NCBI's taxonomy places the organism in Eukaryota, Fungi, Ascomycota, Dothideomycetes, Acrospermales, Acrospermaceae.
ACUAGAACUACUUAUUCAGUCUUAGAUUGUCCGAGUUUCCCAUCGCAAGGCUCGCAGGACUUUAGGCAGAAGCGCUCCUGCGCCUCCUGCAGGCCUCCUCAUACAGCCACAUAUACUUGAUUUCGUUCGACAACGACAUCCUAGCGGAAGACAUAAGCUCAAGAAUGUCAAGAAACAAAACCUGUUUUUUUUUUGGCUGUAAAUUGAAGCAUUGUUUGCGACUCAGGCUCUCUGAACAUAGUAUCUCAAUAUUUAUACACUCACUCCUCUUCGAGCUCCAAGAAAUAUCAUAGAUCCGGCAGUUAUACCAAAAGAUAAAAUCAUGAGCUAUUCACUUCACAUCGUUACCUCUAGACGACCCCAAAUUUUCGACGACCAAAAGAAAGACAGACCAUACCAUUGGGCUUUCUUCCUCCAAACGGGGACUGAGCGUGGUGAUGGUUCUGUUUUACAGCUUCAUGGAAUGCCAGGGGCAUUCUACUAUGAGGGAGAGGAGAAAGUUGUCCCUCACGCACCCGGAAGUAUCAAGGCCGAGGUCGAGAUUGGUGCUGUUCCUGUAGCGCGCUAUGAGCGUUUCAAGGAACUCUUAAAGGCUGUUCCUAUCUCGAAGGAUGAAUCAUCGGGGUGGAAUUGCCAAGACUGGAGUCUGCAAGCUUUAGCAUCGCUUCGGGAAGAAGGAUUUGUGGACGACACAUAUAGUGAUGCUGCACUAAGGUAUUGGCUUCGGGAAGAGGACGUUUAGGCGUGUAGUUGC